UUCGCCCUAUCAGACCCUGCAGGUGCUGGUGCACGGGGAGGGGCCCGACGUGACCCCCGUGAAGGUGUUGAACUGCGACACCAUCACCCAGGUGAAGGAGAAGAUCAUCGACCAAGUGUACAGGAACCAGCCCUACUCACUGAGACCCAAGUCGGACAGCGUAGCACUGGAGUGGCGUCCGGGCUCCACCGGGCAGAUCCUGUCCGACCUGGACCUGACGUCCCAGAAGGAGGGCCGCUGGAAGAGGCUCAACACGCUGGCCCACUACAACGUGAGGGACAACGCCACGCUGGUGCUGUCCCGUGUCCUGCACACGCAGUCCUUCCACCAGAACCAGGACAGCUACGAAGAGAAGAACGCCCUGCUGGAGGAGGACAACACGUUCCACCUGGUGCGGCCGGCGGACGAGAUGGACGAGGGCCGCUCCAAGAGGGGCAGCAUGAAGCACAAGGCCACCAACAAGGCCAUCACGGAGAUAUACCUCACCAGGCUGCUCUCCGUCAAGGGCACGCUGCAGGUGUUCGUGGACGACUUCUUCAGCAGUGUGCUGAGCGCCGACCUGGCCGUGCCGCCCGCCGUCAAGUACUUCUUCGACUUCCUGGACGAGCAGGCGCAUCGCCAUGACAACGUGGACGAGGAGACGCUGCACAUCUGGAAGACCCACAGCCUGCCCCUGAGGUUCUGGGUGAACAUCCUGAAGAACCCAGAGUUCAUCUUCGACGUGCACGUGACGGAGGUGGUGGACGCCUCGCUGCACGUCAUCGGACAGACCUUCAUGGACGCCUGCACCAAGACGGAGCACAAGCUGAGCCGGGACUCCCCCAGCAACAAGCUGCUUUACGCCAAGGAGAUUUCGACGUAUAAGAAGAUGGUGGACGACUACUACAAGGGCAUCCGACAGAUGGUUCCUGUCAGCGACCAGGACAUGAACACCCACCUCGCCGAAGUGUCAAGGCAACACACGGACAAGCUGAACACCCAGGUGGCCCUCCACCAGCUGUACCAGUACGCCAGCAAGUACUACGAUGGGAUCAUCCAGUCGCUGGACGAGGACCCGGCGGCUCAGAGCAAACAGCUGACCCUGCGGCUACAGCAGAUUGCCGCCGCACUCGAGAAUAAGGUCACUGACCUUUAACCCCUCUGUGAA
Gadus chalcogrammus (walleye pollock) is the source of this 1147-nucleotide messenger RNA. RefSeq names its product plexin-B2-like. Bases 410 to 1135 code for a protein of 241 amino acids. Gene Ontology annotation, biological process: regulation of cell shape; regulation of cell migration; regulation of GTPase activity. The record is from RefSeq and is a predicted model, not a curated record. Gene Ontology annotation, cellular component: semaphorin receptor complex. Gene Ontology annotation, molecular function: semaphorin receptor activity. Lineage: Eukaryota; Metazoa; Chordata; Actinopteri; Gadiformes; Gadidae. The transcript is spliced from 11 exons.